CUGCUCCUGCUCCUCGCUGCUGGACGAGGAGUGCGUUUACUUCUGCCACCUCGACAUCAUCUGGAUCAACACCCCCGAGAAGACUGUUCCGUAUGGUCUCGGAGGCCCUUCUCGAUCCAGAAGAUCGCUGAAGGACAUGGUGCCGGAGAUGCUCGCUGAACCUAGCAGCAGAUGCCGAUGCGCCAACCAGAAGGACAAGAAAUGUCUGAACUUCUGCCAGACAGGAAAAGAUCUCUGGGCUCAGUCCACAGUGGAGAAAACCUCACGUUACCGCGACAAAGCUGGCAAUUGCAUCGGACCCAAAUGCAUGAGCCGACAGCUUGUUGACAGCAGGAAAGUGAAGCGGUUGGAAGCCAUUGGUAACAGUAUCAAAACUUCCUUCAGUAUUGCAAAGCUGAAGGCUGAGCUCCAGAAAGGGCGGAAGCUGAAACACAACAGGGCGAACAAAAGGCAAAGCAUCUGGGAAAGCCUGGAAGCAUCCUAGUGGGAAGAUGACCUGAAUCUUUUUCCAUCACACUUGCUGACAAAGCGUCACC
Messenger RNA from Phaethon lepturus (White-tailed tropicbird), 536 nucleotides. Its product is annotated as endothelin-1-like. The transcript has 4 exons. Bases 137 to 484 code for a protein of 115 amino acids. Gene Ontology annotation, biological process: regulation of vasoconstriction. The record is from RefSeq and is a predicted model, not a curated record. Gene Ontology annotation, cellular component: extracellular region. Lineage: Eukaryota; Metazoa; Chordata; Aves; Phaethontiformes; Phaethontidae.